AUGAUUCUUAUAGGUCUUACAGGUGGCAUUGCAUGUGGCAAGUCUACUGUAUCAUCUAUUCUCAAGCGUGAUUACCACAUGGAAAUCAUUGAUGCUGACGCGAUUGUGCGCGAGCUUCAGUCUCCAGGCGCGCCGUGCACUCGAAAAAUUGCCCAACGCUGGCCAGAGUCCAUAGACCCGCUUACAGGUGCCCUGCGUCGAGAAGCUUUAGGAAGAAUUAUAUUUAAAGAUGUUAAUGCUCGCCGUGAGUUAGCUAAAAUUAUGAAUCCUCGAAUCUUUCGGACUAUCCUAGAACGUAUCGCAUACCACUGGUGGAAAGGGUUAUGGCACAACUCCUCGGAUCCGUAUGUAGUGAUUUUAGAUGCUCCCACACUUUUUGAGACUGGUUUAUUCACCUUUUUCAUUAGCAAUUCGCUCGUAGUUGGGUGUUCUGAGCAACUACAAAUCACGAGACUGCACGCUCGCAACAGGUUUUCUGAAGAAGAAGCGCUUAAUUGUAUUCGAUGCCAAAUGUCUUUGGAGCGAAAGCGAAGGCUAGCCGGAUACGUUAUUGAGAAUGACGAAUCCGGCUUAGAAGUGCUCGAGAGAAAAGUUGCAGAGUGUGUGGAGUGGAUACAGCGCCAAGGGGAACACAAACUUAACAUGGUUGUAGGCGGCAUAUUAUCAGUUUGCGUACUGACAGCUUCAAUAUCUCUAAGAGCGUUUUUUAAAUAUUGCAUAUGA
Messenger RNA from Phytomonas sp. Hart1, 723 nucleotides. The record is from the annotation of a GenBank genome assembly. Lineage: Eukaryota; Euglenozoa; Kinetoplastea; Trypanosomatida; Trypanosomatidae.